CCAUGUUUCUAACGGGAACGGGAGUGGAAAAAGUAUUUGUUAUCGAUCGUGUGACGCGUAAAAUAGUGAAAAUUUUCGUAUUUUUCGGUGUUUUUCGGGAUAAAUCGGUUCGUGGCGUGUUCGCGACGCGUGAAAAUGCAUCGUUCCGUCGGUGAAGAGCCGGAUUGCGCUGACAAUGUUGUGGAAAUUCCGUCGGACAAUGGCUCCUCCGCAGUGAACUCGUUCGCUAUCAGUGAAUCGCAAUCCGGCCCCAGUGGGGACUACAACGUAAAUGUAGUCAAUCAGCAGAAUCUAUCGUUAUCGGAGCCACCAUCAUUAUCGGACGGUCUUUCGUCGGUUGGCGGCUCUAGUGAUUCGACCAGUGUAAUUACCAAUGCGCGCAGUUCUGUUAAUUUUACCAGCACACCAAAGCUAGGCGCCGAUAGGAAUUCAAAAAACGGUUCCCAACUGCAGCUCGCAUCGCAAGCUGGUAACGGUUCCGGUCCCGGAGCUGGCCCGGGUGGGGGCGGUAGUAUUGGCGAUGUCAAUUUAGUGGACGAAGGGGACACGAUUACAAUCGUCGAAAAUCCUGCUGAGGUUGAAUCGGUAAAAUCACCCGUUAUCACGACCAAUACAAGCGUGCGGUUGAGUUUGCUUCCUUGGAAUACACACAAUCGGGCAUCGGUUGUUCAUACGAGUGCUUCCGUCGCGAUCGAUAUGAUGGCUGCCUUUGAUGGAACAAUGAGACCCGGCGAAAUUGUUAUGCGAACAUUAUUCGCUGAUUUUACCGUGCAAGCGGAGAAGAAGAUUGAGAUAGUUAUGCUGGAAAGUUCGGAUAAAAAUUUAGCUAAGUUACUGCAGCGGGGAGAAGACAGUCAAUUUGAUCAGCUUUUGCAAGCACUUGGCUCAGUUGCUGAACAUUGUUUACCGUCGCUGCUAAAGGCAUUGCUAGCUUGGCAUCGGCAUCAAAUCUGUGAUGGCGAUAUCAAACGCGACUACAAACGGUUAGAGACUGAACGGCAACCGAUAGCGUCCAAAUCGAAUAACGAUUUGGAAUUUCAACUCCAACGACGAGAAGCCGCAGUAGAAUUUAUCUUUUGUUUGGCUUUGAUUGAAAUCCUACGACAAUUUUCAUUCCAUCCGGGCCAUGACGAUAUCGUGAAAAAUAUCGAAAACCUUGCCUUUCGUCAGUUCAAGUACAAAGAAGGGGUGCAAGCGUCUCCAAAUGCUCAGUACAAUCAUAUGAUUGCGGAUCUGUACGCUGAGGUGAUUGGUGUACUGGCACAAAGUCGUUUCGCGUCGGUGAGAAAACGGUUCAUGACGGAGCUGAAAGAACUUCGCAGCAAAGAACCGAGUCCACAUACGACACACAGUAUUAUAAGUUUAUUAAUGGGAAUGAAGUUCUUUCGCGUCAAGAUGGCUCCGAUCGAGGAGUUUGAGGCAUCGUUCCAGUUCAUGCAUGAAUGUGGACAGUAUUUUCUGGAGGUUAAGGAUAAAGACAUCAAGCAUGCGAUGGCAGGACUUUUCGUGGAAAUUCUAGUUCCAGUAGCUGCGGCCGUCAAAAACGAAGUCAAUGUGCCAUGUGUGAAAAAUUUCGUCGAUCUGCUGUACUCACAAACACUGGAUGCGUGUACCAAGUCCAAACACAAGCUAGCAUUGUUUCCAUUAGUAACGUGCUUGCUGUGCGUGUCACAGAAAUCAUUUUUCCUUAGCAAUUGGCAUUGUUUCUUAGCCAUGUGCUUAAGCAAUCUGAAAAACAAGGAUCCCAAGAUGAGUCGGGUGGCACUGGAGUCAUUGUAUCGGUUGCUGUGGGUGUACAUGAUCAGAAUCAAAUGUGAAUCUAACUCGGCGACUCAUUCACGCUUGCAAAGUAUUGUAAAUUCAUUGUUUCCACGUGGCUCCAAAGCGGUUGUACCGAGAGACACUCCGCUGAACAUUUUUGUCAAGAUUAUACAGUUCAUAGCCCAGGAACGGUUGGACUUUGCUAUGCGUGAUAUUGUAUUUGAGCUAUUGUGUGUUGGUCGCCCUAUUAAAAUUAUUAUGACACCCGAACGAAUGAGUAUCGGACUGAGAGCAUUUCUGGUUGUGGCUGAUUCGCUGCAGCAAAAAGACGGCGAACCACCAAUGCCGAGAACGGUUGGUGUUUUACCCUCUGGUAAUACACUGCGAGUGAAGAAAACCUACUUGAACAAAAUGUUGACGGAAGAUACAGCUCGAAGUAUUGGAAUGUCCAACUAUUUUCCACACGUGCGACGUGUUUUUGUGGAUAUACUGAGAGCGCUUGAUAUUCACUGCGGAAGACCUUUGAUGAUGACGAUCAACCAAAAUCUGAAUAAAGAACCGGACGAGAUGCUGACCGGCGAAAGGAAACCGCGGAUUGACCUGUUUAGAACUUGUGUUGCUGCUGUGCCAAGAAUCAUUCCAGACAAUAUGACUGGUCACGAAUUGGUGGAUAUGCUGUCAAGGUUGACGAUUCAUAUGGAUGAGGAACUACGAGCAUUGGCACACCAAUCGCUGCAAACAUUGGUCGUCGAUUUUCCAGACUGGCGGCAGGAUGUAAUUCAAGGAUUCACUCAAUUCUUGUCAAGAGAUGUUGUCGAUACAUUCCCACAUUUAUUGGACAACGGACUGCGAAUGCUUUUCGCAUUUCUGACAGUUUGGAAGAAUGCUAUUAGCAAUAGUAGUACCAACAACAGUAACAAUAACACUCUGAACACAAAAGUAGGCUCAAAUACUGCGGCAGCCCAACGAGUUGUGUUUCAUCAACAGCAACAACAGCAGGAUUCUGGUUUUUCUAAAUCGCUACCACAACAAAACAUGUCAUCCCUAAAUGCUGCCACAAUUAAUUCGAACUCAAGUGGUAGCUCCGGAAUAUCAUCGAUUACGCAAACGACCACGAUUGCAGCAGGGGGCAGCACCGAUUCCACGGGACACAGUUCAGCAAUGGCGGGAAGUAAGAAAAAUCACGAGCAACCGCUGGCCACAACCAUGCAUUUGGUGGAGGGUUUCGCAUUGGUGAUGCUGUGCAAUUGUCGACCCGCUCCGCGGAAAUUCGCCGUUAACAUUUUGAAGGAGGUGAAAGUUUUGAUGAAAGCACUGGGCAUCGCAGAAACCGAGCCACCGUUGAUUGAUGUAAUUGAUAAAUGCUGUCCACAGGUCCUGGAAAAAUGCCUGCAUAUGUUGCCCCAAGCGGACCGGACCGCAAUGCUGAAUGCGAACCUCAUAGAUCUGCAGUGGAUAGUAGACCGCAACAGUGGUGUGUGGACGGUGGGUAACAUUGAGGACUCGGCAAAGGCGUCGACGCUGACCCUUUGCCAUUCGCAAUCGUCCGGCCAGGCAUAUGAUCCAUGGAGUAUAUGUUUGUUUGGUUUCAUGGAACGUCAACACGUCCUACAGUACUGCCCGUCGGCCGUGGCCCAGGCGUGGCCCAUUUGUUAUCAGCGGGUGACUAGUUUGUUCAAUGUGAUUGAUCCCACCCCGGUCAGCGAUAAUCGUGCAUCGUUGUUGCGAAGCUCGGCGCCGCCCAAGAAACCCCCUUCGGAGGCCCAGCGGGACUUGCUGGCGCACCUGUGGAAAAACCAAGUGGCGCUGGCGAUGCGGCUUGUACCGCAAAUGCCAAGUGUGGCCGUUCGGUGUGCCUCACCGGAUCUAAGUCUGAGUCUGCAUGACCAGUCGGAUUCCCGCUCGUUGUCCGACUCACUGGACAACAUUCCGUCAUCCGUGUUUGGACCAGAAGGAAUCGUAACUCGGUUCACUCUACCUCUAUCCUAUGGGCGCAAAGAUGCCAGACAUAAACGACAAGGCUCAUCGCCGGACUCCCUGUCAGCCGACCGAAGUGAUAAAUCCAGUGGCACGACUGCUUCCCCAGUGGCACUGUACAAGCUGGUCAUACCACUGUUGCGCUGCGAAGUUUCUGACGUCCGAGACGCUGCCGUCAAUGCACUCGGAAUGAUUAACCACGAUGCUCUCAAAGAUUUGAUGGAAGAGUUGGCAGUGUACAUACGCGAAGCCAUUGAUCGCAAACAGGAAAAUAUGCGGAGACGUCGACGGCGGGACGCGCUUCGCCUUCAACUGGUGCGGGUGUUGGAAAAAAUUGUCGAAAAUGGCACUUUCGGUAGAAGCCCGUUUGUACUGGAACGAGAUACCAUGUCGCUCCAUCCGACGUUUGUGGAGUACAUUGAUGGGGCGCGUCUCUAUCUGGAAGCGGAAACUGAUAAAGAUAACAGUAGCAUGCGAGAGGUGAAAACUCAUUUCUGUGAUUUCAUUCGGAAAAUGAUUAAAAACUUUUCACUGGAAUCAUGCCCCACGCUGUUGACACGUGAACUGAAGCGGAAUUUAGUUAAUUUGUUUGCUUCUUGGAGCGGGUCAUAUGCGGCUCCGUUCGGCGCUACAGCAGGAAGCAACAGCGGCGGGAGCCAUCAUGCUAUCAGUAGCAGUAGCACCAUCAGCAGCAUUUCAAUAGAUGAAGAGAAACUACAGUUUAGCGCUUUGCAGGCAACAUCGGCUUUGCUUUGCUGUGGCCCAUGCUAUGAACCUAACCAUUUGGCGGAGGAUGGUGUCAUCUACAGCUGGCUUGAUCUGUUGAUGGCAUCGAAAGACGAAAAGAUAUAUGAUCUCGCCAAGGAAACGGUGGUGCUACUGCUGGAAUCCAAUCCAGAUAUAGGCCAACUGCUGGAGUGGGUAAUCGACCGUUGCUACACGGCGUAUCCCCGCGAGGCAGAUGCAUGCUUUCUCGCUUUGGCUGUCAUCUUCAGUGCCCGAGAGUACCCGUGUGACCACUACACAUCGGUUAUCAACGUCACAUUGCUCAUGACUGGAUGCCCGCGGGUAGAAGUGCACUCUACCGCCCUUCAGCUUCUACAGAUUUUGGACAAGCGCUUUUUCGGAAACGUUGGGCCGCUGCAAUCCGAAAACGAUAGAGAACUGGACAAAGUUGGCACCUUGGAUGCGAUUCUCAGUGGUGCGUACUGCCGAUCGCAAAUGUAUCUUUCGAGACAGAUGGCUAGAUUGCGACCGGAGCUGACAAUGUCGAUGUUUUCCGAAAUAACACAUCGCUUCCAGACGGCCCGCUCGGAAGUUCGUGCUUUGCUGUUACAGUGCUUGCUACCCUGGCUGGAGAAUGUGGAACUGGUGGCGUCCAGCGUUCCACCUGCGACGCCCUUAUCCUACAUCAUGUAUUAUCCGGACUCGAGCACACGAGGCAGACGCGAAGGUUCCGGAUCCACCGAAGCCACCGAAAUGAUUUUGAACAAUUUGUUCUACAUCACUGCGAAGUUCGCUGAUUCACACCCGUACAUCGAGGAGCUCUGGGGAACGCUCUGUCAGUUUUGGCCAAACAAUCUGAAGGUUAUAUUACGCUACCUGCUCAUCAUCUCCGGAAUGGCCCCGAACGAACUGUUGGCUUACGCCAAACGGGUUGCGCUUUAUCUGGCCCGAUCCUGCACCAACCGGCUCCUGGACGAACUGAUGAGUGAGCUGCAAACCGUGGAAACGCUGAAUUGUUUAAUUGAGCGUACCGAGACUCCUCCGUUCUAUCGGUUAACGAGCAUGCGGAAGGCUUCCAGCCAUUCGGAUGGACCGGCUUCUGGCAACAACGAUCCCAAGGUGCAGGAUGUCGGUGUGGAGAAGGGUACGAUUCACACCAAACGGCACAGUGGCGAAGAUCACAUCAAGUCGGGCACAUGCAAAUCGGAUAGCGCCCUGCGUACCUUCGCGAAUAGCUAUCGACCACCGCGGGGCAGCGAUAAAAUUCGCACGGCCUCCGGUCCUUGCGUGCUGCCCCGCCACGAAGACAUGAUGCUUAUGAACGAAACUGAAAUGAACCAGGAAGAGAACUUUGCCCAGCUGCGCAAUAACGAGCAACCGACCGCUCCCCACCCGCUGCCAAUGCCGGAGUACGGGGGUUAUUUCGCACCACUGACUGAGUUUUUGCCCGAUGCUACGAGUCCGAUCAGCGGGUUCCAUCGGUGCAACGUGGCCGUAAUGUUGCUUACCGAUAUCGUUGUCGAUGGCAUUCCGGGGUUGGAUUGGACAUUACAUGUCCCGCUCAUGCUACACAUACUGUUCCUAGGGUUGGAUCACACCAGACCGAUUGUGCGGGAUCAUUGCAAAAAACUCCUGCUCAAUUUAUUGAUUGUUCUAGCAGAGCACAGCGACCAUUUGAACGUAGCAAAAAUUUUACUAAACAGUGACACUUCCAAACUGCGUCUGGGUUUGAGCGUACCCUCGCUGCCCGUUAUCGAUCACAACUUCACCGAACCGGACCAGGAGUUCGAUAGCUACCUGUUCGGUUUGAACAGCAAUCUUACCCAGACGGCACUGUCGCCGGUAUCCAAUCAGCCAAAUGAGGAAACUCCCGUCCCGACGAUUGUCACGGAAGAAAAUGCCCCUCCCCAGCCGGGACCCUUGAUGCCGACGGCACACGUCAUCAAGAGUCUCAUACGAUUCCUCUCCCAGGAUAGCGCCCAGCCGCUGUGGAACUACGAGGACAUCACAGCGAAGGUGUGGACUAUUAAGUCGGCGGAACAGUUGCAGUGCUUCCUCCGGCAUAUCGUGAAGGUGUUCUCCGACAGCUAUUCUCACGCUAGAAUUGCCGAACGGUGGGCACAAACGGCGUUGCAGUUGGGGCUCAGUUGCUCCUCGCGUCACUAUGCCGGACGUAGUUUGCAGGUGUUCCGCUCGCUCAAUGUGCCGAUCAACUCGCGCAUGCUGAGUGAUAUACUAUCACGACUGAUUGAAACCGUGGCCGAACAGGGAGAGGAUAUGCAAGGUUAUGUGACGGAGCUGUUGCUGACACUGGAAGCGGCUGUUGAUAGUUUGGAUUCGGAUUUUAGACCAUUGGACGUGAUGAAAGAUAUCUUCAAGAGUACUCCGAAUCUCAACAAUAAAGAUGGAGCUAUCUCGAAUGUGUAUGGCAAUAAAAGAGCCAGUGAUGGUCUCCCUGGGUCGCCUCAGACUAUGACAAACAUGGCCACAGGAGGGCAUACAAGAAGUACAAGUUAUUCGAUCUCGUAUUGCUCUCGAAAAGCAGCCAAUUCACCAAUUGACAAGCAAGUUGAACUUCGUAACCGUACGAAUGCAUUGGAAUUAGAGAGAAAUGCAACCAAAUUCCAGGUUGCAUCUUCGUUAUCCAGGUCACGUAGUGCACAAAGUUUGAAACUGCUUGGCGAUACGGCUACUCAAGACGACAAAAUGACUAUCCUAGCGCAGCUGUUCUGGUUAGCAGUGUCCCUUUUGGAAAGUGACUACGAACAUGAGUUUCUUCUAGCUCUUCGACUGUUGACGAGAGUGCUCCAUCGACUACCACUGGAUCGACCGGAUGCUCGUGAUAAAGUUGAGAAAUUACAACAGCAACUGAAGUGGUCUACAUAUCCGGGAAUGCACGCUCUGUUACUGAAAGGUAGCACACACGCCACUACUUACGAACCCUCUAUAGCUGUUCUGUCACAACUUGCUCCACUACUAAAUCUCCCGGUUUGUGAUGCGACGCAGAGUUGCGCCUUUCCAAUGAACGUAAUCGCACUGCUUCCAUACAUGCUGCUGCACUACGAGGAUGCAAACGAAAUUUGCAUUCGAAGUGCGGAAAACAUUGCACAAGUUUCAUCCGAGAUGGGUCUGAAGUUGGAGAAUCUCGGAACAGUGAUGACGCUGUAUAGUCGAAAAACAUUCAGCAAGGAAUCGUUCCAGUGGACGAAGUGUGUUGUUAAAUAUCUGUACGAUACGUACGCCCACAUGGGUCUGCACAUGCUGGCGUUUUUGACCGAGGUUAUGGAGAAAGGACCGAACCAGAUUCAGCUGCAGGUGUUGAGCGUAAUUCAUUGUAUGCUGCAUUAUAUCGAUUUAUCGUCAGUGCAGGCACAGCCGAUCGCUGGGGAUUUACUGAGGGUUAUUUCCAAGCAUCUCGAUAGUCCCAACUGGAAGGAAGCGUUGAAAAUUCUAAAACUGGUUGUCACACGCAGUUCCAGUCUACAGGUAGUUCCCCAGACUUCCGAAAGUAGCUCAUCGUAUGCCAAUAUUCAUGGCAGUUUUAGUGACUCGGAAGUUUUCUGCAAAAAAGAACUAGCCGGGCGAACGAUGGAGUUUUCAUUUGAUGUUUCGCAGACACCGCUAAUUGGGCGUAAAAUUCUGCUUAAAUCCGACGGAGAGAGCAGCAUUGUUUCGGCACAAUUUUCCAAAAAUUGCAUCUCUAGUGUUGGCGGUGCCAGUGCGCAUUACGCUGGAACACCCAACUCUCCUCGGCGAAGUGCAAGUCUUUCGCCGGCGGACACGGCUCCGCUUAGUGGCUGGAAGCGGCCAUGGAUGUCUCAGGGUCGAGUACGUGAAUGCUUGGUGAAUCUUCUCACCACCUGCGGACAACGAGUGGGAUUGCCGAAAAGUCCAUCGGAUGAUGUCCUAAGCUCGCUUUAUUCCAAGGUAAUCUUCAGCCAAUCAUCGGAUCUGCUCGAACGACAGUCAUCCGCUGCCUCGAGUACGGAUGAAACAUCCGGAGCCCAACAGGAUCUUAGCGGUGGAUCCAAACGAGACGACGGGCCUCCUGACUUUGGUGUCUUCAAAGAUUUCGACUUUCUCGAAUAUGAAAGCGAAAGUAUCGAAGGUGAAUCGACUGAUAACUUCAACUGGGGAGUCCGGAGAAGACCACUUUCGGAAGGUGACAGUGAACCACUGUCCGUCACUAAGACGCACUCCAACAUCGACGAGAGCUUAAGCGAGAGGACUCCGGUUCUGAAUCGGCGUAAGAGACCGACUGCGGAUGACUCCAGCGAUGAAGAAGUAGAAUCUGAGUCUCCCUUAGACGAGGAACAACGUCCGAUCUUCUCGAAAACCUCCUAUCUCAGUGGACCGCCGACAAGUUUGAGCUUGAGGGAGCGAAGGCAUCGCAGGGAUUCGGUGUCUCGUAGUGAUACUAGCGGAUCCAGUGCUGGAGAUCUCGGCGACAUAACUCCGUGUAAUGCAUCUCCUCAUUUGCCCGGUUUGUUAUCUUUCCGUGCGUCGAUUCGGGACGAAAGUGAAGAGGUUUGGAGAAGAAAUCUUGUUGGUUUGUUGGUGAAUCAACCAUCCGGUCAUGCCCCCGAUCUCUUGAGUCAGCUGUUCAAAUUGAUCAAAGAACUAUCGCACAGAUCGAUCUCCAUUUCAAAAGAGUGCAUGCGAUACUUUACUGGAACGGGAGUACAAUUAGGUCACCGUAUAUCCGUUUUAUCCGAUUUGCUCUCCUCCAGAGGCGAACCGCCCAAAAUAUGGUAUCAUCAAACUCUAGUGACAACUCCUAGACUGUUUGAAAAUUUAAGAUAUGGCGUUUUAGAAGUUCAAGAGCACUUGGAAACUUUCUUCGAUAGGAAAGACACAGUUCUUGAUAGUUUGGAUGCCGUCAAAACAUCUUGCAAGUUAGCUUUAUUUUCGUCUGACAUUGACUCGGCAAACGAAGGCACCGGAUCGAACCUCAUCACUUCUAUAUCUACUGAUCCCGCCACAACGGAGCUUUUGAUAGACCUUGGGCGCGGUUUAUACAAGCUAAUGUUCCAACUACUGCUGUUGAUUGAAUCGGACCACAAGAUCGCGAUUAGUGUUGUUCAGAACUUGCGCCAAAAUGAAAAAAUGCAAGACCUGUCCAACCUGUACGUUUCGGUGCGCGGUGCACUGCUACGUUGCAUUGACGAUGCUGAGAUGGAAUCGCUUGACACUUCAACCUCUACGGAAGGAGAAAACACACCCACUCCCUCUCCCGGGCUGCUGAUGAACAACUGCGAAUUCGAGAACAGUCUCAUCGAGCUGAUUGACAAUCAACGAUGGUCCGCAACCAUAAAUCAUGUCAAGCAGCACAAACAAAUGUCGAACCUAUCGUCGUCCAAUUACAACCUAAGUGGCGGAAGUGGCACCAGCGGCGGCGUAGGGGGUGGCUCUGGAUUGCAACUUGAUUCGAGCUUUGGCGGCACUGGCUACAACUUGACCUCGGAAUUCAAAUCUACGGAUGAUUUAUCCAUCAUCUUAAAUAUCUACUCGCAGAGGCUGACGAAGGACCGAAACGAUGUAUUCAUCGCGUCCCGGUCGGAAAUCGAGUUGGGCGAAAUCUACCAGAUUCUGAUGGAAAACUUGCUGCACGUUUCGUCCGCCCUAUCGAACAUGGAGAUCGGAAUGAAGGCGACAAACAACACCAGUUCGUCAUCGUCAACGGUGACCACGAUGACGACAAUACCGGCUGCCACCGGAUCCGCCGCAGGAUGUGGUCCCCCGUCUGGUGUCGGUGGACCGAGCGGGAGCGUGGGAUCGGUUGCGCUGCUGCCACCUGUCCAAUUCGGUCCGGUGCUAGCGUCGACCAAUCCAUUCAAGGAUACGGUUGAUAUUAUCACAACACUGUAGACUGAGUCCGUACAGAACGGUGCGAUUUGUCCUGAAGAGUCAGAGCCGGCAAAGGGUUUUAUUAAUUACUUUUAAUUUGGUUCGCAUUGUCGGCUGUAAUUGCAUUGAUUGAUUUAUAUUAUUCAUGUGUCCGGUAAAAUAGGUGCGAUGAAACAGAUCCGAGCGGGAGAAAGACAAAUGAUUGUGAAGGUAACAUGAUAGGAUGAGUAAUGAUUUGAAAUGUAGCUGUUAAUUGUGGAUUUAUCCAAGAUAGUUCGAAUUCGCCGGGUAAAUUACGAUGACAAAGUUUAGCAAACUGCAGAUAUUUUAUCUGGACAAGAUUAAUCCACAUUAAUUUGAUUUCUUUACGGCACAAAUACUAACUAUUUACACAAUUCUGUGUGAUGCAUAAACAUACGUAUGAUUCAACUUUUUUAGCAAUAGGAGACACUAUAAAGUUUUACAAAUAAAUGCUACAUUGUAAUCAAA
Topomyia yanbarensis is the source of this 10800-nucleotide messenger RNA. It is a transcript of the gene fry, whose product is annotated as protein furry. Gene Ontology annotation, cellular component: site of polarized growth; cell cortex. Bases 136 to 10332 code for a protein of 3398 amino acids. The record is from RefSeq and is a predicted model, not a curated record. NCBI's taxonomy places the organism in Eukaryota, Metazoa, Arthropoda, Insecta, Diptera, Culicidae. Gene Ontology annotation, biological process: neuron projection development; cell morphogenesis. The transcript has 26 exons.